Molecule: messenger RNA, 2536 nt
Organism: Oryzias latipes (Japanese medaka)
Lineage: Eukaryota; Metazoa; Chordata; Actinopteri; Beloniformes; Adrianichthyidae
Gene: stmn4l
Product: stathmin-like 4, like
Biological process (GO): neuron projection development; microtubule depolymerization; regulation of microtubule polymerization or depolymerization
Cellular component (GO): neuron projection; cytoplasm
Molecular function (GO): tubulin binding
Source: RefSeq, a predicted model, not a curated record
CCCAGCUACCAACGGUAAAGUGCCUAGGAUAGAACAAGGGUUACAGGAACCGGUCUGUCAGUGUGUUCUGCUUUUUUCGUGGGAUGCUGGGAACUCUGACAGGUUGAGGUUCCUCGCAGAGAACCGCGUGAACGUCCUGCUGAAGUUGGCUGUGAAACUUUCCCGUCAAUUCCUCGCAUGAAGAACCCUCAGGGGGUCGUGAGGACGACUCCCCUCCCCUCCCUUCCCCUCCUCUGUCUCCCCUCCUCUCCUCCAGUCGCCUCAGCGGACCAAUCCCGGCGCGGCUUCUCUUCUGGCCAAUCAGAGCGCUGCGCGGUGAUGUCAUGCCGCAGAUGCUGAAGCUGCUGAAGCUGCCGAGCUGCAGAUCUUCAGAGGAGAGCGGCGGCAGCGGCGCGUCAGCAGGGAACAGACUCUACCUCAGCAGCGUCUUCAGCCGUGGUCUCCAUCAUCAUCAUCUUCAUCAUGACCCUCACAGCGUACAAGCAGAAGAUGCGAGAGCUCCCCCUGGUGUCCAUCUUCUGCUCCUGCCUCCUUCCUGAGCUCGGAGGUCCAAAGGCGGAGGAGAAGGAAGAUGUGGGGGUGGUGGACCUGAACCUCUGCAACAUCCGAGACAUGGAGGUCAUCGAGCUCAGCAAGAGGGCCAGCGGCCAGGCCUUCGAGGUCAUCCUGAAGCCGCCCACCUUCGACGGCGGCCCCGAGCUGCGGGCCACCACGCCGCCUCGCCCAAAGCCGUCGCUGGAGGAGAUCCAGAAGAAACUGGACGCUGCUCAGGAGAGGAGGAAGUGUCAGGAGGCGGAGCUUCUGAAACACCUGGCAGAGAGGAGGGAGCACGAGCGGGAAGUCGCUCAGAAAGCUUUGACCAAAGAGCGCCAGGAGCACCGCGCCGAUGCCAACAAGCAGCAGAAACAGAUGCACCUGAACGCCUCACAGGACGAGGAGGACAAGCACACGAGGGAGGUGUCCUGAUGGCCUGAUCACAACACAAGCUGAACUUUAUUCUGGGAAAUCCUUUGAGGGCUGUUUGACGUGGCGGGAAGCUGCUCGCUGGAGCCGGUGGACCGACUGGAGGUGACUCUGAAAGAGGAGGAAGAGGAGGAGGAGGAGGAGGACCCAGGUCGGGUCCCACCCAUCGCCUUCCAAGACUCAACCAGGACUCUUUUGGAGGAGGGAAACUCCUUCAUGAAGCUGCAGCUGCAGCAUCACCAGAUGGUUUGCAGGCAUUUCCCUGUGCUUUGGUGCCGACAGUGCCUGUGUGCCCACCUGUGUGCUCACCUGUCUGCCCACCUGUGUGCGGCUGUGUUAGCAUGAAGCGGACUGACCCAACGUGAGCAGAGGUCUGCAACGCAUCCCCCAGACGGACAGACGGAGUGGAUUUACAGUCCAGUGUCUCCACCUGCUGGACAGUGCAAGUCCGUUUUCAUCCCUGUUGCUCCUGGGUGACAUCUAGUGGUUGCCGUGGGAACAGCAGCUUCAGCGGUCGGCCCUCGGUCCGGUAAUCGGUACUGUGUCAGACGGUUUAAAGCAAUUUCACAGCCGAGAGAAGCAGUUUGUUCUGAAAGUGACGGAAAACACUGCCAGAACAUUUUGACGCCGUAAAGAUUCGGCCAUCUAAUGAUCAGAAAGCAGCUCCGCCCUCGUGUUUACAGUUACCAUGGCAACAAUAUUGGCACAACAGCGAUGAAAAUAUGUGGGGAAAUUUACAUCAAAAGAGUAAAAAAGAGAUUUUUUUUGGGCAUGGACCCUGAGUGUCGUGGCCGCCGCCGCUGCAGAUCAGUACUUUUGACUUUAACAGGACGCUCACAGGUCUGAACUCCUGCCUUACCGGAGCUACAGACCAUAACCACGAGACGGAUCAUAUAACCCUUGUGCUAUCCUAGGCACUUUGGGAGUUGGGUCAUCUAGACCCACUAGACAGAACUCUGAACCUUUUUUCUUCAAUGAUUUGUGAUCUUCACUGGUGUCCAUGGAUUACAUGAAAUCUUUCCACCUUUAUCCACCUUUGUCAUGGUAGGGAGAACACCUCAAUGGAAGGGGGGGGUCAUCUGGACCCCAUAGGAUAGCACAAGGGUUAAAGGCUUUGCACUGAGUCAAGAUUUUACUGCGUCCCGUUGACAGGAUCCAGACAAACGCUCCAGAACGGUCCGGUCUGAUACCGUGUUCUGGAGUUUAACACCAACAAACUCAACAGGAAUUUACCGGAACGGCGACUCCGGAGCAGAUUUAGGAAAAUCAGAGCGGAGGAGUUUCAGCUCCAAAACCAAACACACAACGCGGCUCCAGCCUGGCUGUGCGGCAGCGUCCCUGAAGGCAGAGUUUGAGCCCUGAGCUGCUGUUCCUUCAACAGCGCCGGACGGCUCUUUCAAGCGUUUUCUGGCUGAUCGGUGGCGGCCCUACAGCUGAGAGGGACGUGUCAUGGCGGCGAUGGAGCGACUGAGCGAAUGAAGGAGUGUUUCUGUGUUUACAGCUGCUCUGCUGUCAGGACGACAACAAUGUACAGAAAUCUAUUUUAAAACCAAAUAAAAACACCAACAAACGC